Molecule: messenger RNA, 1643 nt
Organism: Moneuplotes crassus
Lineage: Eukaryota; Ciliophora; Spirotrichea; Euplotida; Euplotidae
Source: the annotation of a GenBank genome assembly
AAGUAAUGGUAUAAAUAAUUUAUUGUAUAUAAAACAUGCCCAAACGUAUUCAAGCAGUAAGGAGAGGAAACUUUAGAGAAAACAACAAGAAGGCUCAGAUAGCUACUAGGACAAAGAAGACCUCUGCUUUCUCUAGGUCAAAUGCUUCUAGUAAUCCCAACAGGCCUGAUCCUCAUAAUGGCAAAGGACACUUGAGAAGCAAGGCAACUAUUAAUAGGCUUAAUAUGUAUAACGAGAAGCCUAACUAUGAAAAGAUGAAGAAGACUCCUACAGAUCCAAUGGCUGGAAGACUCUACAGUAAUAGAAAAUACUGGGGAAAUACAAGGCAAUUGGAUCAAAAGGAACUGGACAAAUAUACUACAGCUUUGAACAAGAGCCUUGAAAGCAAAGGAAGCGGACACUCCAUUUUGAUUUCAGGAAGGAAGCUCCCAGUCAGUCUCUUAAAGGGUGCUGAUAUCAAAUCCUCUAAGAAUGUAAAGCUACUUGAUAUUGAAAGCUUCGAGGACACCUUCGGAGGGAAAGCAAGAAGAAAGAAGCCAAGGAUUACCUCAUUUUCCUUAGAGUCUCUUGCUGAGAAUGCUCAAAAACUGCAAUCAAAGUAUAACCCUGACAAAGAUGGUGAUCUACAUAAGCACGACAUGAUUGAAGCUAAAGAUAAAGUUAGUGAUAAGAGAAUGGAAGCUGGACAAAGUAAAAGAAUUUGGGAAGAAUUAUACAAAGUCCUAGACUCCUCUGAUGUUCUCAUCCAAGUUGUUGAUGCCAGAGAUCCUAUGGGUACUAGAGUUAAACAUGUAGAAGAACACCUCAAAAAGAAUUGUCCUAACAAACACCUUGUAAUUAUUCUAAACAAAUGUGAUCUUAUCCCAACCUCUGUGACUGCCAAAUGGAUUAAGAUCUUGUCUAAGGAGUAUCCAACCCUUGCUUAUAAGGCUUCAAUCAAUAAUCCAUUUGGGAAAGGAAGUUUGAUCCAACUAUUGAGACAGUUUGAUAAUUUCCAUAAGAAUAAGAAGAGUGUCAGUGUUGGCUUUAUUGGAUAUCCUAAUGUAGGAAAGAGUUCAAUCAUUAACUCUCUCAGAAAGAAAACUGUCUGUAAGGCUGCUCCAGUUCCAGGAGAAACCAAAGUAUGGCAAUACAUCACACUUACCAGAAGAAUAUACCUGAUCGAUUGUCCUGGAAUUGUGUAUAAUAUUGGAGAUGAUGAUACAGAUACAGUACUGAAAGGUGUCAUUAGACCUGAAAAGUUAGAAGCUCCUGACUUCCAUAUCCAAGCUAUCCUAGAUAGGGCUGAUCAGACUAACAUCAUCGAAACAUAUGGUAUUGCCAAAUGGACUGAUGCUGAAGACUUCCUAGAGCAACUUGGAAGAAAGACAGGAAAGCUUAUGAAAGGUGGAGAUGCUAACCAAAAUGCUGUAGCCAAACAAGUCAUUACUGACUGGCAGAGAGGAAGGAUUAGAUACAUGGUACAUCCAUCUCAAGCCCAGAUUGAAGAAGCAGAGCGGAAAGAAAAACCUGUCUUCAAUCCUGCUCUACUUGUUGAUCUUCAUAAGAAGGAUGAUGAAGAUGAUUUAAUUAAUAUGGACGGAGAUGAAGCUUUAGAGUCUAUUGAAGAAGAAAUUGAAGAAGUCGGAGAAGGUGAAGAUUAA